Messenger RNA from Spirodela intermedia, 1987 nucleotides. The record is from the annotation of a GenBank genome assembly. NCBI's taxonomy places the organism in Eukaryota, Viridiplantae, Streptophyta, Magnoliopsida, Alismatales, Araceae.
AUGGAAGCAUCUCAUAAGCAAGGCCAGAUCGGGGCGUUCUUCCCGUUACAAGAUGGCCGGAAAUUUAGCUGGGUGCCCCCUCCAAGGAUAUAAAUGUAAGAAAUCGCGCGAAAACUCUAUUAACUAGGGGGGAGAAAUGUGAUAUUUCAUUAAUCCUUCCCCCGCUUCAGUUUAACCGAAAUCGGUUGCUCCGGGCUGAGUAAUCCAAACUUGGUGGAGGGGCGGCUCGUUUCGGCCCAGAUCGGAUCUGCCGGGCCAGCAUCAGGGCCAGGAGUGAUCGAUCAUUCAGUCAGGCCCAGGUAGACGUUGCAGUCGCGUUAUCUCUGGACUCAACGGCCCAAUAAAUUACAAGACCCCUGUCGCAAACAGAGGGCGGGCCUAGUCGAGGGCUCCUGAACCCGAUUAAUUGCUUCUGAGGAGCGGCCCACCUCUACCUAAACCCAUAAAUAUAAAUAUUUUCGCACGGUUCAGAGAAAUUAAUGAGAGUAGUACGAGAUGGGCCCCGUCCACGUGAAUCCAGAAAAGAGAGAGAGUCGGGCAUGAGUGGGGAAGAGAGGGGAUCGCCAAGACUGCAUCUUUAUUGUGGAAGAGAGAAGAAGUCGUAUAAACAAAUAAAAUAUGGCGUGGUGGGGUAUGGGGCACCACACAGUCUUCACUCUCCGAAGCGCUGCCUCACGACCUCUGUCAGCCGAGCGAGGACCACGUCGACGGCGUCCCUGAAGGCGAGGUUAGUGGCAUUGGGAUGCGCAUAUGUGAGCCGGGGGAUCAGCCCGAUCACACGGCUUCGCAGCCUGGCGACUUCCUCUUGCGGGAUCUGCGACAGCUCCUCCUCAAUGCGGCCCCACCGCUCCUCGCCGUCGAGAAAGACCGAGUACUCCGCCGCGUCCGCCGGCAGGAACCAACCGUACUGCGUGUACGCCGUGUGCGGAGAGAAGAAGACCGGAACGCAGCCCGCCAGCACGGCGUCGAACACCGACCGCCUCGUGAAGGAGUCCCCCGGCGGCUGCAAGCAGAACUCUGACCCCAUCAUCACCUCCAGUACGCGGUCCGGGUCGUGGCACUGGCUCGAGCCCGGCUCGCACUCCACCCUCAGGCACCUCGGCGAGGCCCCGCACUGCUCGAGGAUCGCCGCUCUCACGGCCGCCUUCUCUAUCCCCUUCCGGGGACCGCCCACGAAGGCGAACAGGUGCGUCCGCCUGGCUCGCCGCAUCGCGUCCUGCCAUGAGAGCACCUCCUCUUCCGUGCGAGGGUGGAAGUAGGACGGGUAGGGGACGCCGAACUGGUUGUGGCCUUUCCAAGGAUUUCGCUCCACGGUGAGCACCGACAUGUUUGCUACGGCGGGGAGUCGGAGGAGACGGUUGGCGCCGAAGUCUACAGAGCCGUCGGCGUCGUCCCUCAUGAAGUCCCAAGCGGUGCGGCCCAGCGCCAGGAAGUGGUCGCCGCCGUUGCGCCGCCACCAGGUGGGUUGAUCGAGGAGGAAUUCCUCGAGCUCCACCGCCAGGCGAUCGCGCUCGGCGAGAUCGGGUUCCCUGAACUUGCUGGAGGCGUGGAGGCCCCCGUAGAAGGGAACGUAGAAGAUCUCGGCAACGAGGGGGUCCGUAGUCCGGCAAGGGUGUCGCUCUGCUCUUGCAUGGAAGAUCAUCUCCCCGAUGAACUGAUGGGUGGCGUACCAGCUGCCAUCGGCUCGGCGGAGUUCAUCUCCCGGUGCGCUGAAGAUGAGCUGGCCGAGGCCGCGGUUGGCGACGUGCGGGCACAUAUCAGUGUAUACGUUGAGCGUGCGGCAGGCAUCAAGAAGCGCGAAGUUGAACCGGGGGGGCAGAUCGUACAUAUAAAACUGAGCAAUGCCCUCAGGGCACCUACCGGUGACGGCAGAGAGCUGGCCGACUUCAUCUCCGGCGUGGGAACGAAGGUCAAGGAUCUGCCCCUCCGAUCGCCCACCACGGUGAGAAUUGAAGAGAGUGCUUACGAACAGGAACCACGCCAAUAA